Messenger RNA from Drechmeria coniospora, 2412 nucleotides. RefSeq lists its product as uncharacterized. Gene Ontology annotation, molecular function: sulfate transmembrane transporter activity. Gene Ontology annotation, biological process: transmembrane transport. Gene Ontology annotation, cellular component: membrane. NCBI's taxonomy places the organism in Eukaryota, Fungi, Ascomycota, Sordariomycetes, Hypocreales, Ophiocordycipitaceae. The coding region runs from base 1 to 2412 and encodes 803 amino acids. The transcript is spliced from 4 exons. The record is from RefSeq and is a predicted model, not a curated record.
AUGUCGUCGGGACAAGCCUCGCACAGUCGUGAGAACUCGGGUCUCACCGAUCAUCGGCCUCUGCAACCGAGCAACCUGCGGCGGAGCCAGACGGUCUCGAGCCGAAACGUCGGUCUCGGCCCCGGCGGCCACGACAGCGAGCCCUCGUCCCGACCCCCUUCGUCGCCGCGCUCCGGCAACGGCACGCGUCUCAGUCCCGCCGCCGCCGUCGAGUCGACGCCGCUGCUUCAACGCGACGAGCUGCCCCGACCCCUCCGCACGCACGUCUCGUCGGCCCACCCGGGCAUAUGCCAGCAUGGAACCUUCAGCCCGAGACCGGACAGUCCCGCCGCCGGCUCGGGGCCGCAGGAAGACUACCUCGACGGCAGCGACACGGCCUGGUCCGAGGCCCCCUCGGGCGGCCUCGACAGCGCCAUCUCUAGCUUCGUCGGCACCGACGACUGGAAAAGGUGGCUCAAGAGGAGGAUCAAGUCGAAAAAGGUCGACCACAGCAUCGAGCUGGCCCAGCGAGCCGGCUUCCGCUUCACGCCCAUGAUGUACCUCGCCUACUACAUCCCCUUCUUCAACUGGAUCACCCAGUACCGCGUCUCCUUUGUCAAGGGCGACGUCAUCGCCGCCCUCACCAUGGCCUCCUUCUACCUCCCCAUGGCCCUCUCGCUCGCCGCCAACCUCGCCCACGUGCCGCCCAUCCACGGCCUCUACUCCUUCGUCUUCAACCCCUUCAUCUACGCCAUCCUAGGCUCGUGCCCGCAGAUGGUCGUCGGACCCGAGGCCGCCGGCUCCCUUCUCGUCGGCACCGUCGUCCAGCAGAGCGUCGACUCCGGUGCCGACGGCGAGGACGACGGUCUGCUCCACGGCCAGAUAUGCGGUGUCGUCGCCGGCAUGGCGGGUGCCAUGGUCCUCAUCGCCGGGCUCGUAAGACUGGGCUUUCUCGACAGCGUGCUGAGCAAGCCCUUCCUGCGCGGCUUCAUCAGCGCCAUCGGUUUCGUCAUCGCCGUCGACCAGCUCAUCCCCGAGCUCGGGCUUGUCGAGCUCGCCGAGGAGCAGGGCGUGAGCCACGGCAGCAGCGUCGACAAGAUCAUGUUCAUGGUGGCGAAUGCCGGCAAGAUGCACCGAUUGACCUUUGCCAUCGCCGCCAUCAGCUUUGUCGUCAUCAUGAUCUGCCGCGAGCUCAAGAGGCGGCUCGAGGGCAGGUUUCCCUCGGUCGCCUUCAUCCCCGAUCGCUUCAUCGUCGUCGUCGCCUCGGCCAUUCUUUGCGCCCACUUCCGAUGGGAUAAGCACGGAGUGGCCAUCCUCGGCACCGUUCAGUCCGCCACGGGCAACCUCUUUGCCUUUCGCUGGCCCCUGCAGCUCGCGCACAUGCGUCACAUCCGCGCCGCCAUGUCCACGUCCUUUCUCAUCGCCCUCCUCGGCUUCUUCGAGUCCUCCGUCGCCGCCAAGAGCCUCGGCGGCACCGGUGCCAUUCAGGGCGUCGAGCUGAGCGCCAACCGCGAGAUGAUCGCCCUCGGCGUCGCCAACCUCGUCGGCGCGAGCUUCAUGAGUUUGCCGGCCUUUGGCGGCUACGGGAGGAGCAAGGUGAACAAGAGCACGGGCGGCAAGACGCCCAUGAGCUCCAUCUUCCUCAGCCUCAUCUCCCUGCUGUCCGUCAUCUUCCUGCUGCCCCACUUCUACUUCCUCCCGAAGCCGGUGCUGUCGUCGAUGAUCUCGGUCGUCGCCUGGUCGCUGAUAGAGGAGGCGCCGCACGACAUUGCCUUUUUCGUGCACAUCCGCGGCUGGAGGGAGCUUCUCCUCAUGGCCAUCAUCUUUCUCUCCACCAUCUUUUACUCCCUCACCUUGGGCAUGGCCCUCGGCGUCGGCAUCUCCAUCCUGCUCGUCAUCAAGCACAGCACGAGACCGAGGAUCCAGAUUCUCGGUCGCAUCCCGGGCACGAACCGGUUCGAAAACGCCGAGUCGGACCACCCGAGUCUCGAGUUCAUCGAGGGGUGCCUGAUUGUCAAGAUUCCCGAGCCGCUGACGUUUGCCAACACGGGCGAGCUCAAAUCGCGACUGCGGAGGCUCGAGCUCUACGGCACUUCGCAGGCCCACCCGGCGCUGCCCCGGAUCCGCAGCCACGAGUCGAAUCGGAACAUCAUCUUCGACAUCCACGGCGUCACCUCCAUGGACGGGUCGGGAACCCAGGUGCUCGAGGAGAUCGUGCGCGACUACAGGCAGCGAGGCGUCCGCGUCUUCUUCUCGCGGCCACCGAGCCGGCGGGACCAUUCCGUGUGGAAGCUCAUGGAACGAAGCGGCAUCGUCGCCCUCUGCGGGGGCGAGUCGCACUUUGUCAUGGACGUCGAGGAGGCGCUGCGCUGGACGGAAUACGAAGAAAGCAUCGGCAUGGGAAGCGUGAGCAGUCUACGCGAGGACUCAUGA